This is a messenger RNA of Fusarium redolens, 623 nucleotides long. RefSeq lists its product as uncharacterized. The transcript has a single exon. Lineage: Eukaryota; Fungi; Ascomycota; Sordariomycetes; Hypocreales; Nectriaceae. Bases 54 to 572 code for a protein of 172 amino acids. The record is from RefSeq and is a predicted model, not a curated record.
CUAGAUAUCUUUUCUUUUCACCGCUUGUGCAUUGACUAAAGCUUCUAAACCUUAUGGUCGCAAUGUCUGCCAACUCAGAACUUAGGAAGCAAAUUGAAACUACGGUGAAUAGCUUUCUCGCAAGCUAUGAAGACGGAAGAAAAGCGAAUGACCCGUCCAUCAUCAACCGCGAUGUGACUCCAGACUGCAUUCGCCAACUCCUUCCCGCCUCAAUGUGCAAGACGCUCGGCCUUCCGGAAGAGUUUCUUAUACCCAAUGAUGUCUAUGAGAAGCUCUUCGCCGACGAUCUUGCUCUUGGCGGGAUGCACAAUACCGUGUCAAAGCACUUGACGAUCGACGUUGAGGCCCUGCGCGCGGCAGUUAAAAGUAGUGGAGAUAUGAUCUACCAUCAUGGCGAGACUCUGCAUCUAGAAUUUUCCUGGAUAUUCUAUCUUACUGGAGAUGGUACGAAGAUAAGCAGGGUUAUUGAGUUUGCUGAUAGCACCUCUGUCUUGAGGAUGGUGGCCAUCAUGAAAGAGCAUGGCGCCGAAAGUGGCCAGGGCCAAGAGGUUGAUUUUGACGCUACUGGAUAGUGCGGCGGUUGAAGGCGAUGUCCAGAGCCAUUGAAUAGUUAUUAUCUCGUG